UUCAUUCUUACGUGCACGUGGUUCCGAACAUUUCUCUCUAAUAAGUCUCUCUCACCAUGUCCGAUGGAUCUAUGUCAAGUCAACCAAUUGAGUUCUCUACCGGCAAAGUAUGAAAGGCCUAACACAACAAUGACUGAAAUUAACAAGACGCUAACGCUUGACUACAUGCUUCAACACGAACCAUUUGAAAUUCUACCCGCGCAAUAUUUUCCAGAUGAGGAGUGCGACCAUUAUCCUCCCAUUUUCGAUUACGGCUUCGCACUUACCGACAAACAGGCCAGCGACUACGCUCGUGAACAAGGCAUAAUACCUGCGGAUGUGGUAGAGCCGUCAUCAGGUCAAUGGAGUGUUAUUUCCUGGCGUAUAUUAUGCGUAUUCAACGACGCCUUGGGACUUCGGAUACCAGGCCAGCAAGUGGAGCUCGUGUUGCCAUGCAUCAACACAAACGUGGUCAUACUCAAGAUUGGAACAAAUUACGAGGUCCCGUUUCCGCCAAAGAAGGCGCGUAAGCUCCUGGAGAUGAUGAAGGAAGCUUUUAAAGUACCUCCGACAUGGUAUCUUAGUCAGGAGAACGGUGGAGAAUUGGAAGCUCACUAUCACCUGGAUCGCAUUUCACCUAAAAUUCAGAGGGGCAUGGAAGUGCUUUCGAACCUGCGAAAGCGCAAGGACGAGGUGCAAUAUAAAUAACAGAUGCGCCCCUCGCAUCUUGGUCUUGUCGUGCUCAUGGCAGCGGCCCUAAUUGCUGUCUAAUGCAUGUAUACUUAAUCGCCCCAACCAAGGCGCGCGACGCGGCAUUUUGAGUUUUCCGAGCUCUGUGACCACCAUGCUACGAACUAAACGUCCUCUUGGAUCCCAUCUCACCUAUAUGCACGAACAAUUCUCUCGAAAUAGCUUCUGUCGCAUAAGACACGCAGUCACAUUUCGAUCACCCAAAAAAACGGCGGUUUUGACCUUGGUUCAUCUAGUCUCUAACGUUUGCGUUUGGAACGACAGUGUACAAGUCUUUUUCUUUAUUUCAUCAGCCUGAGGUUCUGCUAUAACAAACAAAGAAUUUUCGAGCUGGUGAACAAACGCGGUCACGGGACGUAUUAGCCUGUCUGAAAAGGGUUUCUUCAAGCCUUCUUCUCUACCCUCACGACCUCUUUCCUCGAUUUCCUCAAAUAUGUCCAACACAACUGUGGCGACUCUCCAAACUGACGAGAUCUCCAAAAAAACCUCGAAUGAGCCUUUAAAGACGUUGAUUCUAGAUGAAAUCAACGAGCUAUUCUCUAGACACUAACCCUCGACUACAUGAUUAAACACGAACCAUUUUGACAUUCUACCCGCAUAGUAUCAUCCAGAUGAGGAGUGCGAUCAUUAUCCUCCCGUCUUCGACUACAGCAUCGCACUUAUGUCCAAACAAGCCAGCGAAUAUGCUCGUGAACGAGGUAUAUACCUGCAGAAGUGGUAAAACUGUCGUAUACCACGGUUCCACGUACUUUACAUGGAGUCGUUGGUGGAUCUAAACCUCUAGCUCUGAUUCGCCGACCCUCGAAACUCAGUCCGUUACGCCAGCAACAAGUUACAACUGCCUACUAAACUUUCGACACACCCAGCUUAUAUCG
Marasmius oreades (fairy-ring Marasmius) is the source of this 1604-nucleotide messenger RNA. RefSeq lists its product as uncharacterized. The transcript is spliced from 4 exons. Lineage: Eukaryota; Fungi; Basidiomycota; Agaricomycetes; Agaricales; Marasmiaceae. The record is from RefSeq and is a predicted model, not a curated record. The coding region runs from base 64 to 687 and encodes 207 amino acids.